Sphaerodactylus townsendi is the source of this 3159-nucleotide messenger RNA. RefSeq names its product zinc finger CCCH-type containing 10 (gene ZC3H10). The transcript is spliced from 4 exons. Gene Ontology annotation, molecular function: metal ion binding. Bases 684 to 1862 code for a protein of 392 amino acids. NCBI's taxonomy places the organism in Eukaryota, Metazoa, Chordata, Lepidosauria, Squamata, Sphaerodactylidae. The record is from RefSeq and is a predicted model, not a curated record.
UUGUUAUCUGCGAUGUGAUAUUAGUGUUAUUUGAUAAAUUUUAAUCUCGGAAUUAUAUAAUGGGUUUACUAGCAUGGGGGUACAAUGCCAACAUGGGGGUACAGAUAGAAAUGUUAUUGUAAUAUUAGGUUUAUUUCUGCAAGCGAGAUAGAAAAGUAAUAAAAACAAAUAACUAGGGAAAAAGUUAUAACAAGCGAAGCGACUUCCUUCCUUCCUUGCCAGUUACUUCUACGCAUGUCCAAGGGUCAACAUGGCGGCGGGAGAAGCUGAGUCUAGUUGCCACGGCAACCACGGCGCAGGCACGCGCCAUCCCUGCCGGGGGCGGAAGAAGCAUAGAGUACUUCCGGUGUUUCUGUGGAAGGGCGGGCGUUAUACCGGAAGGGGCUGCGCUUUGUUAGGCACCGAGGAGGACGGAGUGUGGGUCCACAUUAAUUUGGUAUAAUGACUCAUACAAAAAUUAUUGGAGCCCUAGGCGGACUUUGACCUAUGGAUUGGCAGUCUUCUAUACUAGCUAACCAAAUAUUUUUGACAUCACAUAUAGGGUACAGCUGCCCCCACUGUGACCCACAACACUUUGGACAAAUCAAGGCUGAUAGCUUGCCACAACCAACCUUGGCAUGUAUUUGGAAACACUGCUUCAUAAAGUUGCCUGACCGGCUGCCAGCCUGCUGGGUCACGAAAAAAUGCCAGACCGCGACAACUCUUACAACGGUAGCGGCAGUGACGAGGCAAGCGCGAACUCUGACGACAUCUGCCGAGAUUUUCUGCGCAACGUCUGCAAGCGGGGCAAGCGCUGCCGUUUCCGCCACCCGGACAUCAACGAGGUGACCAACCUGGGCGUUAGCAAGAACGAGUUCAUCUUCUGCCAUGACUUCCAGAACAAAGAGUGCGUCCGCAUCAACUGCCGCUUCAUCCACGGCACCAAGGAAGACGAGGACUGCUAUAAGAAGACCGGGGAGCUCCCCCCGCGCCUCCGCCAGAAAGUGGCGGCUGGCCUCGGCCUUUCCGCGGCUGAUCUUCCCAACAGCAAGGAGGAAGUCCCCAUUUGCAGGGAUUUUCUGAAGGGGGAUUGCCAGCGGGGAGCCAAAUGCAAGUUCCAGCACCUCCAGCGAGAUUUUGAAUUCGACGCCCGGGGGCUGACUACCCGGGAGCAGGGCAUCACCACGCCCGUGCGGCGGUACGACCCCUACGACCCCAUGUACGAUUCCGACCGCUGCUACGACGACCACGAUCCCGUGCUCAAGAGACGGCGGGUGGACGGACUUCACUUUGAGACGUACGAGUACAACUUCACCAGCCCGCGCACCGUGGAGUACCGACUCCUGGAAGAGGAGAACAUCAUGCUGCGCAAACGUGUCGAAGACCUCAAGAAGCAGGUCAACAACCUCCUGGCCACCAACGAGGUCCUCUUGGAACAGAACGCCCAGUUCCGCAACCAGGCCAAGGUGAUGACGCUCAGUGCCCCAGCCACAGCCACGGAACAGACUCUGGCCCCCACUGUGGGCACAGUCACUAACUACAAUCACAGCAUUGCACAGACCCACACCACCCUGAGCAGCCAAGCUCUACAGCCGCGGCCGGUGACGCAACAGGAUUUGGUGGCUCCGGCUGGCGCACAGGCAGCACCGCCCAGCAACGCAGCGCCUCCCAUGAACCCUGAAAUCACCCCGCUCUCGGCAGCUCUGGCUCAGACCAUCGCCCAGGGAAUGGCUCCACCGGUCUCCAUGGCGCCUGUGGCGGUGUCGGUGGCCCCCGUGGCUGUGUCAAUGGCACAGCCACUGGGGGCCAUAACCAUGAGCCAUGCCACCACGCCCAUGGUGACGUACCCCAUAGCCUCACAGAGCAUGAGGAUGCCUCACUAGUCCCCUUCAUGAGGGAAGUGACCUCGUGCAGUAUCUGUUGCCCCUAAGUUGGGGGUUAAAGCACUGUUUGGAUCCACCUGAUAGUGAACCAGGCUGGAGAAAAGAGGCUGGCUUCAGAUGCGGAUCUGAAACCCACUGGAGUUCUCAUCUCUACGCAGUGGGGAAGGACGCUAGCUUGGGUGGACGUUGCCUCAAGCUGGAACAUGAGGCUUGGGCCGGUCGCUGCGGUCGGGCUCAGGGAUGACUGGAUAAACAAAGCAAUCUAGACAGCGUAGUGCUCGCCUACCCUUUUUCUCUACCGUGUGUCUCUUUUGAAGCACUUCCGUUCUCAUGAAAUCACCAGCCAGUCCCUUUCCAAGUUUAGUAACUGAGUUUAUUAUCUCCCUAGUGGGAGCCUUGUCCUCACAACCCUAGUAGACACGCGCAGUCCAUCCUGCUCUUACCCAUGGGGAAGAUGUCAGUAGGAUUUCCCCUGGCUCAGUCAGACGUAGAGGGGGAAAAGGGUUGGAAGGCUGCUUGUUCUGCAGAGGCUAAGAUAGCCUGGGUCAUCCAGCUUUGGCAAGCUUUAAGGCAAACAUGCAGGCUCCUGGGUAUAAUUUAUUUGAGCUCUGUUAUAGCAAACAGUGGGACUAGAACUGGCAGCAGAAGUACAUCCAUCUGUUUCUUUUGAUUCGAUAGGCAUCGAGUGUGGAAAUGGCCACCAUGACCCUAGAAUGUGUUCUCCCUUACUGAAAACAAACUGGGUAGAAUACAGAUAGCAUAUUUUGUAUUGUUUCCUCGGUUUCUCAGAGUUCACAGUGGAUGGAUACCUCGAGACUAUAUCAAGGAUGAGCAGUUUUCUUUUCUGUUGUCAACUAGAGGAGUAUUCUGUGCCUUUCCAGCCCCCUAUAAUCUCCCCCGCUCUUGAGCUUUCCGCAGAGGGUUUUGCGGCUUCCUGCCUGUACCUCCAGUGGGAAUUGCAGUCAUAUAUGGUUUUGGUAGGAGCUUCUCUGCCAUGUGUCACUCCCGACAUUUUUUUUUUUUAAGAGAUGCUUCUCUCAGUGUUGUGCUUUUGGUUGUUGGCGUGAAUUUCGCGCUCACCCUUGGGUCUAAAAGUAGCUUUCUGCAUCUUUCACCGUUCUCUUUGGAUUGGUUUUUAUGAAGACGUUUUAAAGGAAACUUCUUCCUGACCCAGCUGUUUCCACAGUUCAGUGGAAAUGUUUUCAGCUAUUAAAGCUAAUGUACCGUCCUCGCUCAUAUGACUGGUGUUGAUAUAAUUCUUCAAAGUGUGUGUAUAAAAUGUAUAUAUUUUUAAAAG